Ilyonectria robusta is the source of this 988-nucleotide messenger RNA. RefSeq lists its product as uncharacterized. The transcript has a single exon. The record is from RefSeq and is a predicted model, not a curated record. NCBI's taxonomy places the organism in Eukaryota, Fungi, Ascomycota, Sordariomycetes, Hypocreales, Nectriaceae. The coding region runs from base 234 to 905 and encodes 223 amino acids.
CUUAAAUGGAUCGAUCAAUAGCCUUGCCAGGGUUUUGCGAGGAAUAGGCCCGGAGUCGUGAUGGGGGGGGGGUGUUUAUUCCACUUUGCAUGCGGUAUGGAGAGCGAGCAUGACACUGACACAGGAGGAUGCGUGUGUGAGGAGUGUGUGGGCGAGAGUGCAAGAGAGGGUUAGUCGUGUCGCACACUUCGUGGAUAGUAAACCCCAAGUGUCAUGUCGUGCAAUACGAUGCGAUGCUGGUGAGGAAGUUUGACGGUAGGCCCAGUUGGCCAUGGUUUAACCUCGUACGAGGUUUGCACUCGAUGUUUCCUUUUCGACUCUUGUUUGAUUUUUCAAACUUCACAAAGCCAAAGGAAAUGUCUCUAGACUCCAGCCGACUCAAUUCCCCCGUGCCGUGCAAAGGAACAGUCACCCAAUACCAAAAAAGGGGUGUGGGCGUGGGAGGCCGAAACCAGAGGCAAGUUCAAUUAAGUCUCCCGAUCGCCGCCUCACGCGCGGGAGAGAGAGUGUCCGAUACAGGACGGAGCAAGGGAGGACGCGGGCCCCGUCAGGAACGAGGCGGGCUACAGAACAUGUGGCGGUGGAGAGGGGACGAGUCUGGAGUUGCAAUGGGUUACCGGGACGCUGGAGCGCUGGAAUGCGGGUAUGGGGAAGGGAUGGGCGGAAGAGGGACGGUGACGGGGAGGCAUUUCAAGAGUUUGCGGGCCGAUAUCUCAGAAGUGUGUCUUGCCUUUGGGCGAGACAUACGUGGCAUGGGAGAGAUUGGGAGAAUUCCCGACUCGGCUGUGUCUCGUGUUGUCGUGACCCGACGGCUUGGUGUUUUGGCCGCCGCCAUUCCCUCAACACCAGGAACCGUAUCAUUUUUGCCAUGUCAGUUGCCCAGCCAAAACCAGCCGUUAGAGUAGACGCUUUUGCUCUUUGGUCCAACUCUGGUCUGGAGUCUAUGAGGAAGCACAGCAUCCAUCAUUGUACCUGCUCGCCAUGUUCC